Molecule: messenger RNA, 5074 nt
Organism: Ceutorhynchus assimilis (cabbage seed weevil)
Lineage: Eukaryota; Metazoa; Arthropoda; Insecta; Coleoptera; Curculionidae
Source: the annotation of a GenBank genome assembly
CUGGUAGUAAUGAUGUGAUGGGUUGAUACAUGAAAAAGGUUAAUAGAAGUUAAAGGGCGGAAAUUUUAGGAUUUUUACCUUCAAAAAAAAAAAAAUGGAACUGUUCCGCACCAACGAAUUCUAUAUUUUCAUGAAAGGGGAACAUUCUUUGUGGCUGGACCGAAAUACGGGGGCCUUUAUUCCAAAAACUGGGUGGGAUUUACCUGAUGCAGAAGACCCAGUAUGCCUAGGCCUAUGCGACGGUAUCAUAGGAAAAGUAGAGCACAUCCCUCUUUUCGAUGCUCGCCUAUUGCUCAUCAAAGAAAGUUCUCUAGUGGGCAAACUGCAUGGUAACAAUGAUGUUUUCAAAAUUAAAUCGGUGGUAUUUUUACCUCUAAAUUCGGAAAAUGUAGAGUUGAAUCUUAGACCUUGCUCAAAACAUCAAGGUAUUGUUACUCUAAAAAGGCCAACCAAUCGGAAUGCAUUGUUAGAGUUACAAAAAAAUACAUUCAGCAAAACAUGGGGCACGUUAAAAGUUGCAGGAAAUACUAUAAAAAAUACUACUCAGCAAGCUGCAGCAAUGGCUGCUGGCGGAGCACCUAGAAGGGACAUAAAGGACAAAGAUAAAUUUGAAAAACAAAUUAUUGAAGAAUUUUAUAAAAUAUUUACAGAAUCAAAUUCAUUUUUCUAUUCUCACACAACAGACCUGACGAAUUCUUUACAAAGAUUAUGUCAUUUGGAGAAAAAUAAUUCCAUUGAUCUAAAAUGUCUAUGGAGAACUGCUGAUGAUAAGUUUUUCUGGAAUAAACAUAUGCUUAGUUGCUUAUUAAGGACUGAGAACACAUUGUGUGACCCUUGGAUACUGCCAAUAAUACAGGGCUAUGUGCAAAUUGAAGAUUGUAAAGUUGAAGUUGGGCCAUUUAUUGGAGAAGAAGAUAAAGAUAAACAAUAUGAAAUAUUCACGCUUUGUAUUCUUUCUAGAAGGAGCAGAUUUAGAGCAGGGACAAGAUAUAAACGCCGAGGUGUAGAUGACCAAGGUGAAGUAGCAAAUUAUGUUGAAACAGAACAAAUAAUUACAUACCAAUCACAUGAAGUUUCAUUUUUGCAAGUCAGAGGGUCUGUUCCAGUUUAUUGGUCCCAACCUGGAUAUAAAUAUAGACCACCUCCCAGAUUAGAUAAGGGUGAAAAUGAAACUAGGAUAGCAUUCGAAAAACAUUUUUCUGAGGAAAUUAAAAAAUAUGGACCUGUUUGCGCUAUAAAUUUAGUUGAUCAAAGCGGGAAAGAAAAAGUUAUAUUUGAUGCCUAUUCAAACCACAUGUUCUUAUUGGACAAUCCAUUUAUAACUUAUGUUACAUUUGAUUUUCAUGAAUAUUGUAAAGGUAUGCAUUUUGAGAAUGUCUCUCUUUUAAUUGGUGCUGUCGCUGAUGUUAUUAAAGACAUGAAUUAUUGCUGGAGGGAUAAACAAGGUCAUAUUUGCUCACAAAAUGGAGUAUUUCGUGUUAAUUGUAUGGAUUGUUUAGAUAGAACAAAUGUUGUUCAAACUGCUUUGGGAAAAGCUGUAAUGGAAAUGCAAUUUUGCAAAUUAGGUUUGGUAUCACCUGAAGGAGAAAUUCCAAGCAAUAUCAAAAACACUUUUCAACUUUUGUGGGCUAAUAAUGGGGAUGCUAUUAGUAAGCAAUAUGCUGGAACUAAUGCUUUAAAAGGUGACUAUACUAGGACAGGAGAAAGGAAAUUUACUGGUAUCAUGAAAGAUGGAAUGAAUUCUGCAAAUAGAUACCUUACAAAUCAUUUUAAGGAUUCGGUGCGGCAAUGUGCACUUGACAUAAUGCAUGGAAUAAAAUUAAUUGACUAUGAAAUGCAAGAUUUUUGGACUUAUUUACGUAUAGCCGGUUGUAUUGCCAAUGAAUAUCUUCCGAAAGAUCCACCAAAUUUAGCACCCCAUCUUGCCUUACAACAAGAAUUCGAACUAUUCAAUCUAGUUUAUCAAAUUUCUAGGUAUUAUUUAAGUCGUUUCAAAGACUCAGCUCGUCAAGGAACUAUUGACAUUAUGCUUGGAAACUAUGUACCGGAAGACCUAUUCAACGAAGCAAAAUCAAACUUUGAAGAAGAUAACUUGGCUACGGCAGAACAUGUGAAACUUUUAAUAGAAGAUUGUAAAAAAAUGUUGAUUAAUCAACCAGAGUUAGUUGUUGGGGCUUGGGGUUUAAUAAAUGCUGACCCUAAUACUGGGGAUCCCAGUGAAACUGAGAUGGAUUCUAUAUUGAUUCUUACUAGGGAUUCAUAUUUUGUCGCGGAUUAUGAUGAUCAAGUAGAUAAAGUUACAGAAUAUCAAAAUGUUCCACUAAAAGAUAUAUAUUUACUAGAAUUUGGCAUGCCUCAGUCUGCCAGCUCACUUUUUAAAACCACUAAAAAUAAAUAUUGUAUAAGAAUAAACUAUAAAGUUAAUGGAGUAAGUGGAUACUACCAUAUGUUUCGAUCUACUCAUUUGAGAUUUUUUAAUAACAUAGCCAUUGUUAUAAAAAGUGUAGAGGAAGAAAUAGAGUCAUUAAAGACCAUUUGUGAAGCAUUUUCUGUAGCAAUUGAAAUAGCAGAUCUUCCAACGGUCCGCCUCAAUAUGGGUCAAGCUUUAGACAGAAGAAAAUCUAAAAUUAUACAAGAUAGAACUACAAGCAAUAUUUAUUUAGAUUUAGUAAAUAUACCUCAAAUUUCUAGAAAUGUUUCCGAGACUCAGUUAUCUGCUAUCAAAAGCGCAGGUUCAAAAGCAUUUUCAAAUAUGCAACAGCAGUUUUCCAAACUCAAUAAAAUGUCUCUAAAAUCCAAACUCAGAAGUAAACCUAGCUUUACUAUAGGCCAGAAAAAAACCGAUAGUUCAAGUGAUUCCGAGGAGGAAUAUGAAAAUUCCAUUUUUCAACCAAAUCCUUCGGAAGAUAGUGGAUCAGUCAAUUAUGCUUCGGCUUCCAGCCUCAAUGUAGAACAAGGACUAGAAUGUACAGAAUCUCCUAUAGUUGGUACCGAUGACGUCUUCUUGCCCAGUGUAGGAAUAGUCAUGGGCCAGACAAACAACCAAAACGAUACCAUGGAAAAUGAACCAACUCUGGAACAAAAGCAAAAUUUGCUCAGUAGAGUUGAUUCCUCUCAACUUGAUACAAUGCAGCUGUCAAGUAUAAUGCAAAACGUUUCAAUGGGUGCCAUGCCGGAAAUCCAGUUGAAUUCUGAACAUAUGUCGUCGUCUGAUCCAAAAGCUGAACCCCCAAAAAGCCUUAAGCUAGACCAAAAGCAUAGCCAUUCAUCUGGCGAAAUCGACGACCCUAAUAUGAUAAUCGAAUACAAAAACGUUGCCGAUUUUGAAACUACUAUGAGCCAGAGCCAAAGUGAUUCAGGGUUAAAACAAAGAUUAACUCAAGUUGCCAGCCCUGUUUCUACUGCUAAAGAACUAUUUUCGCCUCUUAGCAAACUGGCUAAAGGAGUGCAGACUUUUGGUGCGAAUUUGGAUCCAAGGAAACUUGGCGGCCAGGUCAGGCUAGUUUCUCCUAAGGAUUUGGAAGAGCAUAGAAAAUUGCAAGAAAAAUGGAUAAAUAGCAAAUGUAGAUUGAUCGCACUGUAAGUUAGUAGAGUGCGUACGUGUUUUUUAGAUUCACAUUACAGUAUUUUGGAAAUAUUGCAAUUUAUAAUUUAAUGGAUCUAGCAAACACCUUAGAUUUGGAAUAAACCACUUUUGAUGCUGUAAGCUUUUAUUACUUGAGCACUUAAGGCCUAAUGGAUUAUAUAUUUUUUGUUUGAUAGGCGUGUUUUAGAGUAGAUCAUUGUAGUUUAUAGUGGAUGCAACAAAGGAAAUGUUUUACAACAUUGUCAAUUAUUUCCAGUAGGCAUAGGUACCUGAAAAUCAAUACAGUCAAAAGUUGUAGACGCUUUUCGCCAGAACCCUGUAGUAUUCACCAUCAUUAUCUUUAACAAGUUUUCACAUGUCUGGCCAUCUGAUUAAAUAUUGUCACUGUUCCCUAGAACUCUUGUAACAAACAGGAACCAUCAAAAUUUUCAGCUACAUGAAAGAAAAAUAUAAAAUAUAAAUAUUCAGAAUUAUUGCAAAGUGGAUAUACAUGGUGUUUGCAAAAAGCAUUUUAGACCCAUGUCACCUGUCAAAUGUUGAAAAAACAAUCUAGGAAGAAACAAAUUGCUUAGCGCUGGAAAUUGUAACCUUCCAAUUACUCAUGAAUGUUUUUUUUUUUCGAUAAAAUACAUUUGAAGAAUCAGUAAUUUUAUUAUAAUAUGAUCAAACUGGGAGUGGUGGUUGAUUGACUAUUCAGCUUUUGAAUCUCACAUUUUAUGUGAUAAUAAUUUAUUGUUUACUUAUUAUUCUAUUCCGUAUAUUCCAUUUCAUUGUUAUUCUUUUAAAAUGGAACUUCCAAUGUAAUAAUAAAUAUUAAUUAAAAUAACUACAAUUUCAUUACAAGGUAUUUAGGUCAAUUGCUUAUACCAAAGUGAGCAUAGUGUUAUUUAUAAAUAGAUUUGUGGCGAUUAGACAAUAAUUUCAUUUGUCUAACCUUCUCAUUUUAUUGUUUUUAUACAAAUAUUAUUAUACCUACCAUAUAAUAUUAUAAUAAGCAGUAUUGUAACAAUAGCUUGAAAUAAUUAACAGUAUCUAUACAAAAUAUAGGUACCUACUCAAUGUAUACAAAAUCCUCAUAAAAUCCAAUUAGGGAUUUCUGUUUAAAAAAAAACACUUUUUCAAAACUUUAGACCAUUGAGUAAUAAUCUGCAUUUUGUGUUUCAAUAAUUAUUGUUCUCAAAAAUGGACUUUAUAGAAGUUUCAUUUGAAUGAGGGAUUAAAUAGAGAAUUAUGCUUCAUGAAGUAGGAAAUGUAGUGAGUUUGUUGUGACAAAACAAAAAAAAAAAAAAAUAGGGAAAAGCUCAAAUGAAGUUUAAUAGAGAAAAAUAGUUUGUUGAACCUUGAAAGCAAGUACUUAGACAUUCAUCUAUUGUUUCAAAAUUUAUUGUUCCGGUUUUUAUUCUGCUUAUCGCUAAGUACCAUAGAAUGUGAUAUUAAUUAUAAAUUUCUGUUUUAAUAAAAAUAAAAAGUUUUUUUGAAGUAACUCAA